AUCAGUGGGUGGAGCUGGGAGACGGAAUGCAGCUACUGUAACACCUCCAUGUCCUGGACAGGUACAGACAAGGGUCGCCGCUAUUUUUUAACGAUAACAAACGCACCGGAAGUAGGGAGUUGCUGAUGUGGCUGCGGGGUGAUGGGCCUGUCAAAGCGAGUGUCGUUGUGGUCGGUGGAAGAGGUGUUGGAGUGGGUGCAGAAGCAGCAGCUGACCCACAUCAGCACACUCCAGAAAGCCAUCAUUAAACACGCUAUAUCAGGCCGUGUGUUGCUGAGAUUAAAGGGUCAUCACCUGGAGCUUCUCGGAGUGGAAGCUGAGCAGCAGCAGCAGGAAAUCUUGCAGGGCCUGCUCCUCCUCAGAGUUCAGGAAGAAAUCAAUGAACUCGAUGACAUCUGCUCUGAGUGUUUUUCAUCAUAACAAAAUAUACAUAGGUCAACACAACUUACUGUUUUAUUUUCCGCACAUUCAUCCAUCCAUGUGAAGAACAGAGAAAGGUGGGAGUGAUGGAAAACACUGAGAGAAUGUGAAGAGAACGAAGAAUCAAUGGGGAGUGAAGACAGAAAGAAACCCAUUUCCUGUGUGAAAUUUGACCUGUGCAGAUGGAUGAGAUGAGUUUUUGUCUGAGUGUCUUUUUUCUGAACCCUACUGUCCAUUAGUCUCUGUCUUCUGUCCUCUCGGCUGUGGGUUCCUACUCCCUUUGUAGUAUGAUAAAAUUUUGUAUUUGCAUAAAAUCUGAUGUCCUGAAUGUGGAAAUCAGUACAGUACACUGUGCAGUUGUUUAUCACUAACAUCCUGCAUCACAUCGAUGGCAGCAAAUAAUGCUUGGAUAGCAUUUUAUCACCUAAAUAGGACUCAGCUGACAAAUCUAAAAAAACAUUAGGCCAAAUAAUGAACUGUCAGUUAUGUCAGUGGAUGGCAGCCACCAAUUAACCAAAGUCAAAAUCAGAAACAUCUAUUAAACUCUGGAUGUUUAAUAGAUGUAGUAGAAUGUGAUGUUUUACACCUAAAACAGGAAGUUAGAACAGGGCUUCUCAGCUGAUUGGGACCCAGGGACCACCAUUCUGACUAAGAGGCAAGUUGAUCUGCUUCUUAAAAAUGUUGAUAGCUUGUGAACAUCAUUUAUGCAAGUGGUUCUAAAAAUUUCAGGCACCUUUUUUUUUAAAUUACAAAACCUUAUGUUCUAUAUCCACUGCACGUUUGUAUUAUGCAAAAGGUCAUGUCUAUUUCUGAACAUUUCUUCCUGGGGCUGCUACAUUAUGGUUGCUUGAAUUAAAAGUGCUGCUUUGGCAACAUCA
This is a messenger RNA of Monopterus albus (swamp eel), 1298 nucleotides long. Its product is annotated as sterile alpha motif domain-containing protein 12-like. Gene Ontology annotation, molecular function: protein binding. Lineage: Eukaryota; Metazoa; Chordata; Actinopteri; Synbranchiformes; Synbranchidae. The transcript has 4 exons. The record is from RefSeq and is a predicted model, not a curated record. Bases 142 to 420 code for a protein of 92 amino acids. Gene Ontology annotation, cellular component: cytoplasmic side of plasma membrane. Gene Ontology annotation, biological process: cell surface receptor protein tyrosine kinase signaling pathway.